Salvelinus namaycush (lake trout) is the source of this 4006-nucleotide messenger RNA. RefSeq names its product notch-regulated ankyrin repeat-containing protein A. Bases 453 to 791 code for a protein of 112 amino acids. The transcript has a single exon. Lineage: Eukaryota; Metazoa; Chordata; Actinopteri; Salmoniformes; Salmonidae. Gene Ontology annotation, cellular component: cytoplasm. The record is from RefSeq and is a predicted model, not a curated record. Gene Ontology annotation, molecular function: protein binding; phosphatase regulator activity; enzyme inhibitor activity.
UACCCUUGCCAUACGAACUGCCGCGACUCCAGGAUCCUGCAGGGUAAAUUCACCGCGUUUGGAGAUACUGAUACCGUGGCUGUUCUUCCAGUAUCCCAACAGAAGAAAGGUUUCAACUGUCGCUCGGCUCCCAUCUCUGCAAUAUAGCCUAUACUACCUGGUGCUGCUAUUACAACGGACGCAAACGAAGACAAGAGGAGACUAGGCUACACAUUGCGACGUGAUUUUGGAUUUCGCAACCAUUGACAACCUUUUGCACACCAAGUGUGUUAUUUUGUCUAUGUCCUGUUUGGGAUAUAUUGUGUUCGUAUUAUCUUAUCUAUAGCAUACGAUAAAAAAAGAGCCUUAUAACUGGUAGUAAUCCAGUAUUUGGGCACUAUUCCCACACCAGAGACUCAUACAGUGAUUAUCACAUAGAACGACACAGGAGAUAUACCUAUCCCGGUUUCACAAUGAGUCAGGGGGAUGUAUCAACUUGCUCAGCGCCUCAGAGAGUAUUCCAAGAGGCGGUGAAGCAAGGCAACACAAAGGAACUUCACUCGUUGCUCCAGAACAUGACAAACUGCGAAUUCAAUGUCAACUCCUUCGGGCCCGAAGGACAGACGGCGUUGCAUCAGUCAGUCAUCGACGGGAAUCUCGAACUUGUAAAACUGCUGGUGAAAUUCGGAGCCGAUAUUCGAUUGGCGAACAGGGAAGGGUGGAGUGCCUUACACAUUGCCGCUUUUGGAGGACAUCAAGACAUAGUCCUAUACCUCAUCACUAAGGCAAAGUACUCUUCUGGCGCACGGUGAUCUGCUACACUGCUGUCAGGUAAACACACGGAAAGCCAGGCUUUUGUAAACUUGCGUUUCGAUCUGUACAUAGUUGUCCCAAAUUAUAGCCUAAAAACACACAGUAAAUUACCUUUCAUCAAAACCAAACAGGGUCUCUCUGACUCGUGAGUCAAACACCACAUGGUUCUUGUAUCUGCUUCAGCAUGAAUCUUGAAAAAAAUAAACGCCAUUUUGGUGGGUUGGUACUAAAGCUUUUUUUCUUGAAUGUGUAUAAUAGAUUGGGACAUAUAAAAAUAACUAAGCCGGUGUUUGGGUCCCGAGGCCAGAUAGCAGCCUAGUUUUACGCGGCGAUAGACGUUCCAUCUUUCUUGCCGCUGUUUCAUUGAAACGCUUCUUUAUUGGGCUUUGUUUUGAUGUGUUGACCUGUAGCUACGCUGUUCACUUGUAGGACCCUUUUAAAUUAUUUUAUAUACUAAAAGAUGGCACUUGAUGCUGUGGCUGCAUGCUGGAAUAGCCUAUACGAAAGGGAAGACGAGGUGGGCACGGGGAAUGAAUGCCAUCAUCUAUUUGGCUUUAAUAUUUCAUUUUUAAAUUAAAGGAUUUGAUCUAUUUCAAAGUGCGGCAUUAUGAUAUAUCCAAUUUGCUUUUCCAGAUGUGUAUUCAUUGUAACAGCAAUGUACCUAAUGUUGUUAAGUACUGUACACAAUAGCUUUACUUUGUUUCUUUAUAUAUAUAUAAAAAAAAUAGCUAAAUGCGCUCUGCCUUCAUCAAACAGGCUGCUUGGCUGGCAUCAACGUAUUUUCAGGCCAGUGCGACCAGUGUCAAUGGUUAAUGUACUAUUAAACCGCUGCUUUCGCUUUGUAUCAAAACGUCAGGAAAGUCGCAUUUGGAAUUCACUUUAUCUCCUUUCAGUAUUUUAACGAACAACACCCUGGUCAUCACUGUGAAUACAGGCUGGGUUCUAUUUAUGAAGGUACAUUGAGAAGAUGCAUUUUGAAUAUGUUGUGGUUCUUUUUUCUCUCUCUCUCUCAAAUCAAAUCUAUGACGUUUUUCAAUAUUUAGGGUGACUUAUAAAGCUGCUUCGGACUCGUAUCGUAGUAUAAACUGUCCCGUGUGGAGAUCCCGUCACGUCCCAAUUAGCCUAAAUUUGUCUGCGCUGGAGAGACUAUUCUUUGUCUCUUAUGAACUUCAUGUUUUGUUUUCGUUACCAGCUACCUCGACUGUAAAGUAUUCAAAAUCAUUGGACUCUUGCUCACUCCACAACACUCCAAUACAGGAAGUCACACAAAGAUUCCUGUAGCCUAUCCGCAACCUGGUCUAGGCCAACAUAAGGAGCAUACUCACACAGACAUUCAAGUAGCAGAUACUUUGGCAGUAGGCCCCAAGGCAAUGUUAUUCAAACCACAGAUUUCGGAUAGGGGACAACUAUGGUAUUUGUUCUGCAAAGCAAUAAUGACUAUUUACAGUUUAUUUCUCAUCGUCAACGGGGACAAUGUAUUUCCCACACUACUACCAAAUUGUAAUGUGACAAGCAAAGGGGUUUGCCUUUCUGUAAAGGUAUGGUUGCAAACACACAUUGCAAUUUUUUUGGUUAUUUAAAAAAAAAAAUCAGUGAAUCGAUUAUAUCGUCAUUCUGUUUGAAGUUUCUAUUUAGUCGCAAAAAUUGAAUUUGAUUGCAUAAUUUAUAAAUACAGGGAGUUUUAUUGCACAAAAUGCGGAGCCUUAUACCCCCCCCCCCCUGGUGCUUGUUCGGGUAACUGCAGGAGCUGAGGCUUAUAAAUAGUUACUACUGAGCAGGAGUAUAAACCUAUUAUUAAUCAACAUGACUAUUGCAGGAUAUCAAAAACAAUUGGUUUAAAAAAAACUGCCUGCUGCAUUUUGAAAGUCAUGUCACCUUAAUACUUGUUUCUAUGCUGCUUGUAUGUUACUUUUUCAUUUGUGUUUAUUUUUUAUUUUACUCAACGGCCAACAGUGAGUGAAAGAUAUAAAAAGCCCGAUAGCAUCACAGUCAUUUAAUGAGAAGCCGUGAGAGUGUACAUGUGCGCAUGUAUGUAUGCAUGUGCACGUGUUCAUGUGUGUGUGUCGCAUACAUACAUCUGACCGUCGUGUCCUGAGCGAGCCGAGCUGUCCCCCCUGCUCCUCUCCUCCUGUGUGUGUGAGGCCAGCUCCUCUCCUCCUGUGUGUGUGAGGCCAGCUCCUCUCCUCCUGUGUGUGUGAGGCCAGCUCCUCUCCUCCUGUGUGUGUGAGGCCUGCUCCUCUCCUCCUGUGUGUGGCAUUGUGUUGCGACCUUGGUCUGCUCUGCCUACCAUGAGUAGAGGGACAUCAGGGAAUAAGGACUGUCCUUCCAUAUACCUGGAAAAACAAACUAAAGCAAUAGAAAGAAACAUCAAGGCAUAGAUUGGUAUUAGCAGAACGGAAGAAAUAUGCAUCGCUGGUCUUAAACUUGAUCGUUUUUUUUAUAUAUAUAUUUGUUUAAUGUUGCACUGAUGACUGUUGUUGAUUUGGCUUUUUAUCAAGUCGACAUUUAAUUUUUUUUCUGAAUAGAAAAAAAGGAACACAACAAAAUACUAUUGUAUAAAAAAAGGCUUCAGGUUGUAAUGUCUCUUGUUUGUUAACUUUGUGAAACAUUGUUUUUGCAAAGGUUGUUUGUAUCUCUGUGAUCGGGUGUAUAUAUAUAUAUAUGUAUAUAUAUAUAUAUGUAUAUAUAUAUAUAUAUGUAUAUAUAUAUAUAUAUAUAUAUAUAUAUAUAUAUAUAUACACUGAAAAAAUAUCUUGGUGCACUUUCUUUUUUGAAGUGCUGUCCUCCUCCUGUUGUUAUGAAAGUGGUAAAAAACAUUUGAUGGUAAGAUCAUUGUUACAUAAAAAAAUUGCACGGUGUGUAGUUGUUCUACUCAACAGUGUCAUAACAUUUAUGGCCCAAGAGUGGACGCCUGGAUAGGUGUAAAUGAAUGAGAUAAAGCGCUGACAUUUUUUUCCGGGGGGGGGGGGGGAGUUCUGUUUUUGUUUAGCUUUUUUUUCGAGCGACACAAAAACAAAUGUCGUGAGUUUCUUGAGUGAUGCAGUUGCUCCACCGUGUUUGAUUUUGGGUGUGAUUUAAUUUCUUUUGUAUUUGUUUGUGUUUCCUUUUUGAACAUUUGUAACACUGUGAUCGUGAUGAUGUGUGGUGAGGAAAUGAGUGCUGUAAUAUUUUUGUACGUUUGUGUACAAGCCAGUAAAGAAAUCAUUAAACUCUC